Messenger RNA from Macrosiphum euphorbiae (potato aphid), 1083 nucleotides. The record is from the annotation of a GenBank genome assembly. Lineage: Eukaryota; Metazoa; Arthropoda; Insecta; Hemiptera; Aphididae.
AUGAACUACUGUUUUAUUUUGUUGAUAGCAAUACUAGGUCAUCAGCCAGGCAAUGUCAAGACCGACUGUAUAGAUAACAAUGGCCGACCUGUUCUGGACGGAAAGUCGUACAUACCGGGCCCGGAAAUCUGUACUCGGUGUGUGUGUGACAAUUCUGUUGCUAAAUGGUGUCACCCUGUGCUUUGUACAGCUCCACAGGAUUGCAAGUCUUAUACAACUGUUGGAAAUAUAUGCUGUGAAUUCAAUUGCUUAGACGAAACUCUUAAAGGCGAUAAUAUUAAUGCCAGAUCAAUUGCCAGCACUGUAACGGCAUUUUUAUUUUUCAUAUUAAUUGUUUUCCUCAUCAACCGGUUACAUAAAAGAAAUAUAAUGUCAAAUGGAGAAGUAUUUACUGAUCCAAACUCACUUCAAAUGGGUGAAGGUGUACGUGGAAUUGGGUUCAUUAGUGGCUACAUGAAUUUACCUAGGCCUGAUUUAUACUAUGGUGAUCAUGCAACUCUACAUAUACCCUUAUGGAAGACAUACUAUCCACGUGGUGAUGCACCGCCACCAUAUGAUGAAGCUAUCGCAUUACCUCACCAAAUAGUACCCCAACAAUUAAAUGCACUAGUAGAUGAAGUUACAGCUUACCAUAGAACUAUACCUUUUAACAUGACUGAAAUUGAACAAAAUGUUCAGCCACAGACAUUGUGUGACCCCGAGACUGAACCAACUACCAACCAGCAGUUUUUAGAAGACAAUCAAACGAAUAAUGAUAAAUACCAGUGCCAUGAUAAAAUACCUACAAUUUCUAACGAUGAUUUCCGAGAAGAAUGUGAAAAUUGUAAGCACGAUCAAGAACUUGCUGAAGGGUAUGAUGAUAUUUUCCCUGAACCAGAAACAAUGACGCUAGAACGAAGACCACAAUUGUUAACUCAUGAACACGCUGCAGUUGGUAUUGAAUCACGUUCGUCAAUGACCUUACCAGAUAAUGGAAGACUACGAAGGCCUCAUGUUGGUAACUUGAAAGAUAAAUACAGAGACGGCUGGUUCAAAGAAACUAGUUUAAAAGAAAAUACAACUUCUGAUGAUGAUCAGCCAUAA